Messenger RNA from Ostrea edulis (European flat oyster), 4505 nucleotides. RefSeq lists its product as uncharacterized. The transcript is spliced from 21 exons. Gene Ontology annotation, cellular component: plasma membrane. The record is from RefSeq and is a predicted model, not a curated record. Gene Ontology annotation, molecular function: calcium ion binding. Gene Ontology annotation, biological process: homophilic cell-cell adhesion. The coding region runs from base 292 to 3258 and encodes 988 amino acids. Lineage: Eukaryota; Metazoa; Mollusca; Bivalvia; Ostreida; Ostreidae.
GUCGAUGCAUUCAAAUGGCAACUGAUAAGACUAAAUAUACCUGUGUAGGUCUCCUUUAUAGCUGAGUGUGUGGAUAACUGUGAUGUAUUGAGGCUUAAAUACCUUAAUCAGAAGUUUUAUUGUAUCAUCAAGUAGUGAAAUACUUAUCAUGUUUCUCUAAAGACCGUCGACGAGGUGUUUUGUUCCGGACGUACAGUUAGUCGGAUCUGUUCCUUAUUGAAUGUGAUAUGUAACUUCUAUGACUGCACUCUCAGUGUCCUAACACUCGUAAAUGAUCAAUAACCUCUCAAAAUGAGGAAGAAAAUCGCAUUGUUGUUAAUGGUUUUGAUAUUGAUCUCCGCCAAAGCUAGCAGAGCUGAUUGUGAUGCAUUUUUCAACGAUGCAAUAGAUCUAACACUUAAUGACAGUACAUUGAAUGUUAAAGGAGAUGUUGUUGCUGACUACUACAGUGAAAUUGGCAAUGAAACUUUGGAAUUUCUGGAUGACGAUUGUGAUAGGGUGUUAGAAAUCAACAGAACACAGCUUCUCCUUAAUGUGAAUCUACUAGACCAGAGUGUUUGUGACAUGGGGGCGGUCAUGCAAUGCCAAAUGAAAUGUUUUGGGAACCAACAUACCAGCAAGAACUCACUUAGAGUUGAAAUCAAGAGAACAUCAAGAAGGAAAUUCAGCUUUAGAAAAUCGAUAUAUUUCACAAAUAUAUCUGAGGCAGCAGUUGUAGGCAAGGACGUGUUUGCAUUCAGUACAAAUGAUGUGCAAAGGGAAGAUUGUGUGGACUAUUCAAACACAUUUUUUUUGAUCGCGGACAACGAGAGUCUGUUUAUUAUGACACAAAAUAACAUCAAACUGGUUCACAGUUUGGAUUACGACACCGGAAACACAGAAUAUAGCCUGAAUAUUACAGCUAUAACAAACUUUGGACACACGGAUCAAAUUUAUAAUUACACUACUCUGAUUGUAUCCGUCAUAGACGUGGACGACAUGGACCCAGAGUUUGACCACGAUGUAUACAUUUUACAUAUACCAGAAGAGAAUGAAACAAUUCAAAACACUUCACUGGAAACACAACCUCCUAUAUUUGCGACAGACAGAGACAUGGGACAAGGCAAACAAGAAUUGUAUUACCAAUUUGAAGAUGGAACGAAUACUAACGGAUGUUUUAUGAUAAAUAAAACUACUGGUGAAAUAUCCACGAGAUGCGUGCUCGAUAGAGAGUCGAACAGUACCUUCCAGCUGAUAAUUAAGGCCGUGCAGAGAAACACGUACUUGAGAAGUUGUACAGCUACCUUGUUAAUAGUUGUGGAUGAUGUUAACGACCACACCCCGGAGUUUCAGAAAAAGCAGUUCUCUGUUUCUGUCCCAGAGAAUUCGAAAAAUGGAACUUCAAUUAUCCAAGUUAGCGCAGUAGACCAAGACGAGGGCGUGAAUGCAGAAGUCGGAUACCGGAUACUACCAGCAGGAAAUGACACAUUCUCUGUUGAUGACCACGGCUUUAUCAAAGUAGAAAAUCCAUCGAAACUGGAUCGAGAGAGUGGAAAUGGGACAAUGGAUAUAAAGGUCAUUGCAUACGACAAGAAAAGUGAGAAAAUUUCCAACUCUACAGCCACCGUCCGUAUAACAUUAUCAGAUGUUAAUGAUGUAGCUCCUGUGUUUGAACACCAUGAAUAUACGUUUGCAUUAUCUAUUGCUCCUAAAAAGGGCGAUCAUAUUGGAACAGUUAAGGCUUUCGACGGCGAUCAAGUCAAUACACCAAACUCUGACGUCAGAUACCAACUAGUGAAGACACUAUAUUCACAUAUGUUCUCCAUGAACAACCUGACAGGACUUAUAUCGAUUAGAAAAGUGCCACCAGCAACAGCAAAUCUUCUAGAGCUGGCAGUGCUGGCCGUCGAUCUCGGAGAGCCAGCUCUUCAGACCGUUGCUCAAAUACUCUUGUCCAGGACUCUGGUGGUGGGGUACUCUGUGAGGUUCACUGUUCCCGAAAGUGAACCGGAAGUACGAAAACGUAUUGCAGAUAUUCAAAAAGGCAUUAGCGACAUUCUCAAUCUUCAGGUUUCAGUGGGUGACAUAAAUAGUGUUGAUAGUAACAAGCACUCAUGUUUUGUGAAUAUAACAGCGAAGUUCAACAAUGACACACCUGUUACCGGCGAUGUUCUUCAAAGUUUUGUUCUACAACACAUGAGUGACAUCCUGGCUUUGUUCUCUAAUGGAGAUGCAGCUAGGCAGGGUAGCACGGACGAUAACUUCUCGACAGAAAUCAUUGCUCUCAUUGCUGUUUGUGGGGUGAUGUUCAUCGCCAUAAUCAUCCUCAUCGGUAUCAUAUGCAGAAGGACAAAAAGGUUUGAAAGAUACAAACAGCUUCACAAUCACCUCACUCGAAAGAGUUCCAUAUAUGAGUCACAAGAAAUGAAGAUUCAUAUGGACGAUGAACAAACAUCAGAUUAUAAUGGCUCGCUGAACGGUUCGAAUGACUUGCCAAGUCUACAGAAUGCAACCACAGAUGAGCUAAGAGAAGGGGUGGUAUCAGCCUUUUCAAAUCCAGCAUAUACUCUUGACGAAACUACAGUGAAAUUAUCGCCUGCAGAGGAAGAGGCGCAACAGAGUCUGGAUGAUCUUGCCAAUCGACUGGAUGCGGAGGACACCACUGCCAUGCCGGUAGAUAGUUAUAACCCAUCAGAGCAUGAGAUGGAGGUCGAAAUUAAACCGGACUACGACACGCCUAAUAAUUAUGUCAACGUUCCUUUAUCAUUUGAAGAGACGACUAUUGUGGGUCAUGAAGACGUUUCCAAAUCAGUGGAUGUUCCAGAAGAUUAUCCAAUAGAUGACAAGACAGAAGCUGAUAUAGAUGUAGCAGAAGAUAAUAAAAACGAACCAAUCGAUGAUAAAGAUGAGCCUAAUCCGGAUUACGAUGUAAAAGCCGUUCGCUUUUCUAUGCAAGUUUUGGACGCGGGCGAAAAUAAAUUCCAACCAUUGAAAGAAAAAGAGGACAUUGUAGAUGAAAGAAAGGAUGAAAAUUUGGGAGAAGAUCAAAACGAUAACGAGGCAGAUAGAGAAGAACAAGAGGAAGAUGCUGGAAGGCCAGGAGAAGACGUGGAUGAUGUACGAGAAGACUUUGAACAUGGGAAGGAAGCUGACUUUGGUGAUGGUAUUGAAAGCGAACGCACAGACGAAGAAAUUCUAUCUCCAAACGAAGUCCUAAAAGAUGAGAAUGACUUUGAAGAGGAAAAUGUUCCUCACUUUGCUUUCGAUACGAAAUUGUAAUGUGCAGCUGAAUAUUGAAAGGACGAAAAUCAAAAUGCAUUUAUACUUAAUUAGUGUUUAACACCGCCAUGUAUCUGAUGUAAAAACUUUUAAUCUACAUUUUGAAAACAAUUUCAUUUUCUACUUAAUAGAUCAAGGAAUUUCACAUGAAACAUAAUCAUUGUUUUAUUUGAACACGAUAGAAGAAACAUGAUCGUGGGUUUUCUGCAAAAAAUCAAAUAUCGCUAUACCAGUAUUCAUUUCUGAAGUGCUAACACUUUACUAUAAAAAAAAUUUCUCUUUGAAUAAGUUAUAGGGAUUCAAAAUCCUAUGAAAUUUACAUAUUUAUUGGGGGGCAUAAUGUCUAGUUGAAAGACAGUUGUUUCAUUUUUAUGUAGACAUAGAAAGGAGGAGGAUAAAACGGGCGAAGCCCUGACCAAGUGUAAUUGUAACAUAGACUAAUACAUGUAGCAAUACUGAAGUGUUUAUUAUGUACAUUAAGUACAGAUAAAGAAAGAAAUGCUUAAGAUUUUUAUGUUCAAUUUCCAUCAAACGGCUAUGCAUAUUCUUGCCAUUGUAAAUACAUGUACUUCCAAAUUGUGAAUUUGAAUUAUUCGCUGAAACUCUUGGUUCGUGUCACUUUGUUAUAAAUCAUUUAUAAUUUGUGAUAUUUUGUUUUGAAGGAUGAUUUUGGUAUUUGUAUAAUGUAUAUCUUUCUAUCAGUAUCUUUGUGUUUGCUAUCAAAUAUUCAGACGUUUGAAAUUGCAAUAAUUUUCCCAAAUUAUCAUGUCAAGUACCUUUUUACCAGUUCUUCAUUACGUUUGCGCAAUUCUAUAUAUUUAUAUUUAUCAUAUGAAAAGGUGAAGGUAACGAACAUAUGUGAACAUUACAACAAAGGAACAAAUGUUAAUUUUACAGUGAUCUUGAGAGGGUUGCGGGAGUUGCAUUUCCCCUUUGGCUGAACGUUGUAAACAGAAAUGGUCAUUUGUGUCAUUUUUGGGUCUGCAAUUUUCCUUUUGGGGCGAACAAAUGUACCAUUUGGGUCACAAACUCUUCUUUUUUUUCGGUACUUCUCUGGACCCUCCCCUGAUUCUGUACAUGAAAGAUAUGUUUGAAUCAUAUUAAAUAUAUUGAGAUACCGUCAGUGGUAAAUGUACACAUAUGAAGAAUAUCACACUGUAUUUUGAAAUGUUUUAUAUUAUUGUGAAACAGAAAAUUGAUGGGGCAAACUUCUAUUUCUUUUAUUGCAAUAAAUGUUGAUCAUUCAG